UUUAUCUCUCUCUGGCGACAUCACCCCGAGUUCUUCGCGGCGUGCUUUAAUUUAUCUUCAAUUCUACCCCGUGACCCCGUCUCAAUUUCAAUUUUCACAUAGGUUGCAAAGAGCGGGUUAAACCCUCUCCGUGUCGCGUCCUUGCUAAUCACCCCCAUCGUCCUCUCCUCUCCCUCUGCUCCGGACUCCGGUAGAUGUAGCUCUCGCCAUGCAUCCCCCCUCCCCCACACCAGCUGUCCACCUAACAUUGUCACCCACACGUACGCCCGGGCGCGGAAGCUAACCCUACCGCGCCGCUCAAAGCCAUAGCCAUGGACACACCGCAGUCACGCGCACGUCCACCUCAACAGUCCAAGCCAAGCCCACCUUCGGCUCCCCCACCGCUGCCCUUCUCCGCCACCACCUCCCCCUCCCACGGCUUCUCAUCCCCCUCUCCCUUCGGCGGCCACCUGCGCCCGCUCUCCAUGUCCCGCACCCCCGUCGGCCGCGUCGGCAGCGACCUCAGCCACGCCAGAGCGAACCAUCAUCACGCCACUACGAGCGACGGCACCAGCAGCAAGGACAGGGACAGUAGGGCCAAGAGCAAGGCCUCGCCUUUCUUCUCUGGCCUCGGCGGCGCGUGGAGGAAGCAGGCCGAGGAGAAGAGGAAGGGAAGGCCCAAGCCCAGGAGAGCGGCGCUGGACGUGGGCCAGUGGGUGAAGCGACACAUGGCAUCCAUGGUGGAGCAGCUGCGUGCCUCCUUCUCCCGGCACUCGGAGCGGGAGCAGCGGCGCCGUCCGCACUCGUUCUCGGGCCACGGCCCGGGCGCCGCCAGGGAGAUGAGGGAGCGGGAGCACUGGAGGCGGCGGCGCGGGCAGCUGUCGUCCGCGCCGGCGUCGCUGCGCGUGUCGCCUGCGAACAGCGGGCACCUCUCCGUUGGCGGCUCGGUCAAGGUGUCCACGUCGUCGGAGGAGAGCACCAUGGAGGAGCUGCAGAGCGCCAUCGAGGCCGCCAUCGCGCACUGCAAGAAUUCCAUCUCCGUGGCCAAGCAGACGGCGCCGACCGGGGACGACGGCACCAAGCUUCAGUAAACCAGAGUAGUUGGUAGGGGUGCUGGCUGCACUUAUGGAUUCUUAAUUUGAUCGAAAUUUCAGAAGCCCAGUCGUUUGGUUCGAUCUCACACAGGCGCAUGUAAAUUAAGAUGCAUGUAAGAAGAGAUAUAUAAGAGCGAUAUAUAUACAUAUUUUUUUUCGGUUUUUCCU
This is a messenger RNA of Zea mays, 1241 nucleotides long. RefSeq names its product probable BRI1 kinase inhibitor 1. The record is from RefSeq and is a predicted model, not a curated record. Lineage: Eukaryota; Viridiplantae; Streptophyta; Magnoliopsida; Poales; Poaceae. Gene Ontology annotation, molecular function: kinase inhibitor activity. Bases 312 to 1070 code for a protein of 252 amino acids. The transcript has a single exon. Gene Ontology annotation, cellular component: plasma membrane.